AUGAAGACCAUUCUCUUGAUCGUUUCUGCUCUCGCUCUCUUUCUCCAAAACUCGUGGUUCUCAUCAGCUUCGUUGGAAGAAAACUGCAGGAGAAUACACGAGCUCGAUCCCUAUCAAAGCUACGACUUCUGCGUUACAAGUUUUCAAGUAGUUUCCGAGAGCCACACCGCCAAUCUAUCACAGCUUGGCAUCAUCGCAUCGGAGUUGACGAUCAAGAACUACACUCACACGUUGGUUGUAGUACAACAACUGUUGAAGAACCAAAGCCUCUCGCAUUGGCAACGAGCGGCCUUGAAUGACUGCAAUGAAACAUAUAGCUCGGGGAUAGAACAUGCAAUCUUGGCCAUCACUGAGAUCAAGAGCGGCGAUUUCUCAAGCGCGGCAUCUCAUUUGGAUGGUGAAUUCUUUAGCCUCAGAUACCUGUGA
Molecule: messenger RNA, 426 nt
Organism: Ananas comosus (pineapple)
Lineage: Eukaryota; Viridiplantae; Streptophyta; Magnoliopsida; Poales; Bromeliaceae
Product: putative invertase inhibitor
Exons: 1
Coding region: 1-426 (141 amino acids)
Molecular function (GO): enzyme inhibitor activity
Source: RefSeq, a predicted model, not a curated record